Molecule: messenger RNA, 3951 nt
Organism: Schizosaccharomyces osmophilus
Lineage: Eukaryota; Fungi; Ascomycota; Schizosaccharomycetes; Schizosaccharomycetales; Schizosaccharomycetaceae
Gene: mip1
Product: TORC1 substrate adaptor
Exons: 1
Coding region: 1-3951 (1316 amino acids)
Biological process (GO): positive regulation of cell growth; TOR signaling; cellular response to amino acid stimulus
Cellular component (GO): cytoplasm; TORC1 complex
Molecular function (GO): protein-macromolecule adaptor activity; protein binding
Source: RefSeq, a predicted model, not a curated record
AUGAAUGACCGAAAUAGCGAACACUCCACUAGCUCUAGGACCCAUAGGUCUAUUUUGAGCUUUAAUACGAAUGAGACAGGAAGUGAUGGCUAUACAGAAACUAGUAAUUGCAUGACAGAGACUGGUGGGGACACGACAAGUUCAGCGAAUGAUGGUUUUGGAGUUGCAUUUCCUCAACCCAGGCAUGGGUUUGAAGAAGAAUACAAUAAUGCAGAAUAUAUUAAUAUGCUAGAACAAGUGUUUUAUAUGUAUUAUACGGAUAAGCGGCAUCGCGGUGUGAUUAGUAAAAGGUCUGCAGAAGCCACGGAAACUAUACAUGACUGGAGAAUGCGUGAAAGGUUGAAAACAAUAUCAGCAGCACUGUUAGUAUGUUUAAACAUAGGAGUAGAUCCUCCUGAUAUAAUCAAACCCAACCCUUGUGCUAAAUACGAAUGUUGGAUUGAUCCAUUUUCCUUGCCCGCUUCUAAAGCGUUGGAAGCUAUCGGAAAAAAUUUGCAGCAGCAAUAUGAAACGCUCAGUAUGCGUACUAGAUAUCGUCACUACCUUGAUCCGGCAAUUGAAGAAGUAAAGAAGCUUUGUAUUGCACAACGCCGAAAUGCUAAGGAAGAGCGCAUAUUAUUUCAUUAUAAUGGCCAUGGUGUUCCUAUGCCUACUUCUUCUGGUGAAAUAUGGGUAUUUAACAAAAAUUACACUCAAUAUAUUCCGGUAUCUUUGUAUGACCUACAGACGUGGUUAGGAGCGCCUUGUAUAUAUGUCUACGAUUGCAGUGCUGCUGGAAAUAUCAUUGCUAAUUUCAACCGAUUCGCUGAGCAGAGAGACAGAGAGGCUUUCCGUCUUGCCAAACAAAACCCUAAUAUUUUGGCUAUGCCAUCGCAUGCCACCAGUAUCCAACUUGCAGCCUGUGGUCCAAAAGAAACACUUCCUAUGAAUCCUGAUCUUCCUGCCGAUCUUUUCACGUCUUGUCUGACUUCUCCUAUCGAGAUAUCUGUCCGGUGGUAUGUGCUUCAAAACCCAUUUCCCAGCAAUUUGAACUUGAAUAUGCUUUUGAAAAUACCUGGCCGUUUGCAGGAUCGUCGCACUCCGCUUGGUGAAUUAAAUUGGAUUUUCACAGCCAUUACGGAUACUAUAGCUUGGAAUGUUUUCCCCAAACACCUUUUUCGAAGACUUUUCCGUCAGGAUUUGAUGGUAGCCGCUCUUUUCCGCAAUUUCCUUUUAGCCGAACGCAUUAUGCUGGUGCAUUCAUGUCACCCACAAUCUAGUCCUCCUUUGCCCCCGACCCAUGAUCACCCAAUGUGGAAUUCUUGGGAUCUCGCCAUUGACAACUGUUUGUCCCAACUUCCGGAUAUGCUUGAAGCUGAAAGCAAGGGAGUUUCUUAUGAAUAUAAACAUUCCAUGUUCUUUAGCGAACAAUUGACAGCUUUCGAAGUCUGGCUUUCUCAGGGCUUAAUAACUCGCAAACCACCUGAUCAAUUGCCUCUUGUAUUGCAAGUCUUGCUUUCGCAGGUACAUCGUCUUCGAGCUUUGAUUCUCUUAUCUAAAUUCCUUGACCUUGGAAUUUGGGCCGUUGAUUUAGCUCUAUCCAUUGGUAUCUUCCCUUAUGUUUUGAAAUUACUGCAAUCACCUGCUAUAGAAUUAAAGCCAGUUUUGGUAUUUAUUUGGGCAAGGAUCUUAGCGGUCGAUGACUCAUGCCAAGCAGACUUACUCAAGGAUAAUGGUUAUGGGUAUUUUGUACAAAUCUUGAAUCCAAAUUCAUCAAUUUUUCCUUCAAGCAAUAUUUCUGAACACAGAGCUAUGUGUGCAUUCAUUUUAAGCAUUUUCUGUCGAGGAUUUCCACAAGGACAGUUAGCUUGUCUUGGUCCUCAAGUAUUAUCGCAUUGUCUGAGUCAUCUUAAUAGUCCUGAUUCAUUGCUUAGACAGUGGGCUUGUCUUUGUAUUGCACAACUCUGGGAUAAUUAUUCCGAAGCAAAAUGGUCAGCUAUACGUGAUAAUGCUCACACGAUGCUUGGUGAGAUCGUUUUCGAUCCUGUCCCGGAGGUUCGUGCCUCAGCUUUAGUAGCUUUGACCACAUUCUUGGGCUUUCCCGACAAAACAGAAGAAGUCAUAGCUAUUGAAACAUACAUUGCCUUCUCUGCCCUUGUUGCAAUGUCAGAUGCAUCUCCUAUGGUGCGUCGCGAACUGAUGAUAUUUUUAUCCCAUUUUGUGGUUUGCUAUAAGAAGAGAUUCAUCGUAGUAGCUUAUGAAGAUAGCAUAUCUUUGAAUCCAAGAAAAAAACAGCAUACCCCCAUUAGUGAAUCAACUAUAUUUGAGACUGUUUGGCAAGCUAUUUUGAGUUUGUCAGCUGACCCGAGCGUGGAAGUAUCAAUGGCGGCGGAAGCCGUUGUAAAUUAUGUUUACCAAACUAUUCUUAACUCAUCGCUAAAAGAUGAAUUUUCUGCUUUCGUUUCUAAAAGUUUGCCGGUUCCACGGAACCCAAUUACAGCCCAAGAUACAGUCACUGAGAAUACUGCUCUUGACGGUGACUCGCGAUCUUAUUCUGCGUCCCGAAGUCCAGCUGAAAGGACAAAGUUAAAUAGAUCGUUUUCUUUGACAAAAUCAUUAAAAGGACUGGCUUUAAGUUUCUCAGGAAAUGAUAAAGCUUCUGACAUACUUUCACUCAAUGGAGACAGCAAAGCAAGUGACUAUGGAGCUUCUCGCCUGACGGAUGCUAAAAUUCCUGUUCCUCCUUCUUUUAACAGUAUAGAGUAUCAAUCUGAACUUGAUAUGCCUAUAACGAGCCAUUUCUUCGACUGGUCUCGUAAGUAUUAUACGGAACCUCAGAUGAGACCUAAUGAAGAUGAUGAACCCGGCAGCGUUUGCUACAACCAACGCCUUUGGAGAAGAAACAGAAACGAAAAGCUCAUUUAUCAGACAAGACCUCUUGCCGAGCUUUCUGGGAAUAACCAUUGGAAUCAGCAGGUUUCAUCGAUAAAUAAUGUCUUUACUCCGAAAAAGCUAGUUUUUCAUCAAUUUGAAGAUCAACUGGUAUCACUAAGCAAUAACAACUUAAUUCAAGUCUGGGAUUGGAGCCGUUCUAAAUGCCUUAAUGCUUUUAAAACUGCUUCGAAUUUAAGAAGUGAUGUUAUGGAUAUGCAACUAUUAAACGAAGACGACAUUGCUUUGUUAAUGACCGGUACAUCCGAGGGCAUUGUUCGCCUUUAUCGCAACUAUGAUACCGAAGACGUCGAACUGGUGACUUCUUGGAAUGCAUUAGGGGAUUUAAUGUUUGGAGACCGUGACGCCGGUUUAUUACUUAAUUGGCAACAAAAUUGUGGCCAUCUCCUUGUAGCUGGCGAUGUUCGCGUUAUACGAAUUUGGGAUGCGUCGAAAGAACUAUGCCAUUCUAGUUUACCAGCCAGAAGUAGCAAUGGUAUUACCAGUCUUACCAGUGACCUUGUGGGAUGUAACGUUAUAGUUGCAGGUUUUUCUGAUGGUGCAUUAAGGGUAUAUGAUAAACGAUUACCAGCUAGGGAAUCUAUGACAGACGUUUGGAAAGAGCACGGUUCAAGGAUUGUCAAUUUGGAGAUGCAGUCGUCAGGAAUGAGAGAAUUAAUUUCGGCUAGUACAGACGGUGAAGUAAAACUAUGGGAUAUUCGAUCAAAUCAUAGUUUGCUUACAAUUCCUGCUCAUACAAAUGAUUUGAUGUCUUUAAGCGCUCAUAGCCAUGCCCCCGUGUUUGCUACUGGAUCUUCCAAUCAAUAUGUAAAGGUAUGGAGUACUGAUGGGAAAAACAUCAACACAUUCCGUGAAAGUUCUCGAUUUUUGACGCAUUCUAAACUUGGCGGGCUUAGUUGCCUGAAAUUCCACCCUCAUCAUCUAAUGUUGGCAUGUGGUGACAGCACAGACAAUCGGAUAAAUUUCUACUCUUGUAAUAAAAACGAACUAAUCACCAAUGCUGUUAAUGAAUACUACUAA